Messenger RNA from Sugiyamaella lignohabitans, 1032 nucleotides. RefSeq names its product saccharopine dehydrogenase (NADP+, L-glutamate-forming) (gene LYS9). The coding region runs from base 1 to 1032 and encodes 343 amino acids. The transcript has a single exon. The record is from RefSeq and is a predicted model, not a curated record. Gene Ontology annotation, cellular component: cytoplasm. NCBI's taxonomy places the organism in Eukaryota, Fungi, Ascomycota, Dipodascomycetes, Dipodascales, Trichomonascaceae. Gene Ontology annotation, molecular function: saccharopine dehydrogenase activity.
AUGCUUGAGUUGCAGGAAGAGGCCGUGAAGGCAGGAAUCGUUGUUUUCAACGAGAUCGGUCUUGAUCCCGGUAUUGACCACUUGUACGCUGUCAAGACCAUUGACGAGGUUCACAAGCAAGGUGGUAAGAUCAUUUCUUUCUUGUCUUACUGCGGUGGUUUGCCUGCUCCCGAGGACUCGGAUAACCCAUUGGGUUACAAGUUUUCUUGGUCUUCUCGUGGUGUUCUUUUGGCUUUGAGAAAUGCUGCCAAGUACUGGAAGGACGGCAAGAUUGUCGAGAUCACUGGUGAAGAGCUCAUGGCCCACGCCGUUCCAUACUACAUCUACCCUGGUUACGCAUUUGUUGCCUAUCCUAACCGUGACUCUACUCCUUAUAAGGAGAGAUACAACAUCCCUGAGGCCCAAGAUAUUGUCCGUGGUACUUUGAGAUACCAGGGAUUCCCCGAGUUCGUCAAGGUUCUUGUUGAUAUUGGAUUCCUUUCCGACGACAAGGUCGACUACCUUUCCAAGCCCAUUGCCUGGAAGGACGCUCUUGCCCAACUUUUGGGCUCUUCUUCUACCGACGAGAAGGAUCUCAUCUGGGCCAUCUCUUCCAAGACCAAGUUCAAGAGCACUGCUGAGAAGGAUAGAAUCAUUGCCGGUCUUAAGUGGCUUGGUGUCUUCUCUGACGCCCACAUCACUCCCCGUAACAACCCUCUUGACACUUUGUGUGCCACUUUGGAGGAAAAGAUGCAAUUCGAGGAGGGCGAGAAGGAUCUUGUCAUGCUCCAACACAAGUUUGUCAUCGAAUGGGCUGACGGCAAGAAGGAGACCCGUACCUCGACCUUGGUUGAGAACGGUAACCCUGCCGGCUACUCUGCCAUGGCCAAGCUCGUUGGUGUUCCUUGUGCUGUUGCCGUUCUCCAGGUCCUUAACGGCACUAUCAAGACCCCCGGUGUCCAUGCCCCUGUCACCCCUGAGUUUGCUUAUCCUUUGAUGAAGCAACUCAAGGAGGACUACGGCAUCGAGCUCAAGGAGAAGACUGUUUCUUAA